Molecule: messenger RNA, 1594 nt
Organism: Pelagomonas calceolata
Lineage: Eukaryota; Pelagophyceae; Pelagomonadales; Pelagomonadaceae
Source: the annotation of a GenBank genome assembly
GUUAAGCCUUGAGCUUGUAAGUUGUAAAUUGGCCACGACCGGUUCGCGAGGGGGGCGGUCGGGUCCCCAGCGUCAAGUGAUGGUCCCCUUGAUGUAAAUGGGCGUGCCGGAAAAGCCUAGCGGGACCCACGCCCGGCAAAAUAGCGGCAAGCUCCGACAAGCCCGCGUGGGCUAGCGGCAGUAAGACACUAGCCAGCUCGUCUUGGCUGUCCAACGGCGCUGUGGCACUCACGGAGCGUGCCCGCCGCCUAAGGUCCGACGCAGUCGCAGCGGAGAGGCUAAGGUCCGCAUCAGUCGCAGCGUAAAGGCUGCCCCGAAGCCGCCAGCGAGAAGGCAGGUCCGCCUCGGGUCCCCACCCGCUGGACGAUGGGGCAGCACUGGCUCCUCGUCUGCGCAGCCGCCCUGGCUACAGAUGUCGCGCCAGAGAUCGAGGAGCUGGCGCGGCGGCGCCUGAGGAAGAUGGGCGUCGUCUUCCUCGAGGACGACGACGCGGUGAACAUCCAGUCUGCCCUGUGUGCAAUUCAACCAGUGAGUCGGGUUAUCGCCGCCCUGUCACAGAGACAACAUCGCGUCGAUGGCGUGGGGCGCCCGACAUUUGAUUUCCGCACAGGUGCAUCGAAGAGAUACAUAAGUACAGCCUCUGCCUCCAGACCUCGGCCUGCCCGGUGCCGCUCGCUAAGGCGCCGGAUCGCGCGACGACGCCGCGCUGCGAGGGCGCGCCGACGGACGCAGCUAUCACACAACUCGUCGAGGAGCGGGUCCGCGCGACCGGCGACGAUGAGGCAACGGCGCGGGCGUACCUCACGUCCUACGACCUCUGCGCGAAAUGGGGCGACGAGGAGACGAAACAGCCCGACCGCAGUCGCCGGACGCGCGAGAACUGCCCGGCUGGCUGUGAUUAUGUUACGAAUUGCCAGCGCGGUUCGGUGUGGGAAUUACUGCUCGAUGGCGUGGAGGUCCCGCCAACGCCAUCGUGACGGCGCCUGCUCACUGGUCGACACACAGGUACGCCCCCGAAAUCUGGGACCCGGUCUACAACUGGACGAACAAGGACGGAGUGUUGCGACUAGUCAACCGCACGACCGAACCAAACCUCCUCGACGACGACAACACGGAAGCCAUGUGCGACCGCGUCUAUUCAACGACGAAGCCCUGGAGCUGCGCCUGGGGCGACGCCUCGGACGGCCUUGGGGCUGCGCCCAUGCGCUGGACGGAUAAUAACGGGGCGCCAGGAGCUGCCGGGGACGACGACUCGCCGAUGGGCGUGUCCUUCAACCUCAAGCACAAGAUCAACGCGUGCGGAUGCCAGUUCUGGGACGCGCUCUCGUGCCAGAUCGCGCACCGGUGCAACGGCACCCUGGCGGAGGGCCAGAAGGUCUGGCUGGCGGACGGCUCGAAUUGGCCCUGGCGCGACGUCGAACCCGGAACGCAGCUCCUGGGCGGCGCGCGGGCCAGGCGGUGGCCGGCAGAGGCGGACAUGCGGCCGACGCCGUGCCUGGACAUGUGCGCGUCGUCGUCGGCCGCGGCGACGGCGGCGUCGGCGCUCGCUCUCGUGGCCGCCGCCGCGGGGGUGGUGGUAAUGACUUGGUAGUGA